Paramormyrops kingsleyae is the source of this 2204-nucleotide messenger RNA. RefSeq names its product beta-galactosidase-1-like protein 2. The record is from RefSeq and is a predicted model, not a curated record. Gene Ontology annotation, biological process: carbohydrate metabolic process. Gene Ontology annotation, molecular function: beta-galactosidase activity. Lineage: Eukaryota; Metazoa; Chordata; Actinopteri; Osteoglossiformes; Mormyridae.
GCGCCAUUUAAGAUACAAUGUAGCAAAACUUAGCUACUCUGGGUUUCCGCUUACCCAGUCUGGGUGGAGUUAAAUCCCAGGCGGAAAAAAAUAAGGCGAGGUUAAAGUUUAUUGCAAGACUCUGCACAUAGUGAAAGUAUAAUAGUGGAACCAUUAACUUAGGCUCCCUAGUGUAAAUCGGAGUACAAAAGGCGAAGUGCCCGCGGAUCAGAACCGUGCUGAUUUGCUGUUCAGCAAACGCAUGAAGUCCUUUUUCUAGAUUUUGCCGUGCUGCCCCGUCCCUGACCAAAGCGGAAAGCACAGUUACUGUGGAUGCUCUAUAGUGGCGCACAGGGAAUUACACCGAAGAAAUGGCGAAGAAUAUGAGACAGGGGCUGACCGCUAAUUCGUCCCAGUUCACGCUGAAUGGAGAGCCAAUCCGCAUCCUUGGGGGAUCCAUACACUACUUCCGCGUCCCCAGGGCCUACUGGAGUGACCGCUUGCUGAAGAUGAAGGCCUGUGGGAUCAAUACUCUCACCACGUACGUGCCAUGGAAUCUGCACGAGCCAGAACGGGGAGUUUUCGAUUUCCAAGGACAGCAGGACCUCGAGGCAUACAUCAGGGAGGCAGGCCGGGUGGGGCUCUGGGUGAUUCUCCGUCCAGGACCCUACAUCUGUUCAGAGUGGGAGCUCGGGGGCUUACCUAGUUGGCUCCUGCGUGACCCAAACAUGAAGUUGAGAACAACCUACCCUGGCUUCAUGAAGGCGGUCAACUCGUUCUUUGAUGAACUUAUGCCUCGGGUGGUGCCCCUGCAGUUUCAUAAGGGCGGCCCCAUUAUUGCCGUUCAAGUGGAGAAUGAAUAUGGCUCAUAUGCUAAAGACGACCAGUGCUUGCCGUUCAUAAAAGAGGCUAUGCUGUCCAGGGGAAUCUGUGAGCUUCUGUUAACAUCGGAUGCCCAUGAUGGAUUCAAGUGCGGAGGCGUAAAUGGAGCCCUGAAGACCAUCAAUUUUCAAAAAUUAACACCUGAAGUACGAAAGCAUUUGGAGAAAAUGGCGCCUGAAAAGCCAAAACUCGUGAUGGAGUAUUGGACUGGGUGGUUUGAUGUCUGGGCGGAGCCUCAUCACACCUUUAAAGCUGAGGAAAUGGUUUCCAUAGUAACAGAGAUUUUGAAACUGGGCAUGUCCAUCAACCUUUACAUGUUCCAUGGUGGAACCAGCUUCGGGUUCAUGAAUGGAGCUACAGAUCUGGGGACGUACAAGCCACAGGUCAACAGCUAUGAUUAUGAUGCACCUCUGACUGAGGCGGGGGAUUAUACUACAAAGUACCACCUUCUGAGAGAACUAUUUGCAGGGUACCACAGUGAGGACUUACCCGAGAUGCCUCUUGAGACCCCCAAAGAGGCUUAUCCUUCAGUUGUUAUUGGUCAGUAUCUGCCUCUGUGGGAAUCCCUUCAGCUAAUAGCGCCUCAUGAGUCAGAAAGACCCGUCAAUAUGGAGAACCUGCCGGUGAACAACGGCAACGGACAGUCCUACGGCUACACGCUGUACGAGACCAACAUCACCGGCGGAGGAAUGCUAAACUCCAGGAACCACGUGCGCGACAGAGCCCUGGUGUUUGUGGACAAACGCUUCAUUGGCAUCCUUGACUACAAGACUCAGGAACUACCAAUACGCAAUGGGCAGGGAGAACAAAAGCUGAGUUUGCUUGUGGAAAACUGCGGCAGAGUGAACUAUGGAGAGGCCUUGGACAAGCAGCAUAAAGGCCUGAUUGGUAACAUUGAACUGAACCACGUCCCACUUAGAGAUUGUACCAUUACCAGCCUUGAAAUGAAGCCUGGAUUUGUGAACAGGCUGAGCUCACUGUGCUGGAAACCGCUGGGGCAGGAAACUGGCCUCCCAGCGUUUUUCCAGGGUACGCUGAUCGUGGACGGCGUCCCGUCAGAUACAUUUAUCAAGCUACCGGGUUGGAGUAAAGGCGUCGUCUUUGUGAAUGGACAGAACCUUGGACGGUACUGGUCCAUUGGGCCUCAGCAAACCCUUUAUCUCCCAGGACCCUGGCUCAAGACUGGACAAAAUGAGAUCAUUGUGUUUGAAGAACAGAAAAAAGGGAAUGACAUCCAGAGUACCUGCUCUCCUCAUCUGGCAAAGACCAGCUAAAAUGGAGCAGAGGGCUUCCCACAAUGCCAAGGACCAGAAUACCACGUGAUAUGUGGGGCCCCUCCCUGU